GUCAAACUUAAGAGUCCCGCCGCCAAACUCGCGGCAGCGGCAGCAACAGCUGAUCGCUCGCUUCCCCGUGGACGCGUUUCUUCCCUCCGCGUGGAAGUUUGGCCCGUUUGGGGACCGCGAAUGCCGCCGGCCGCUUUGGCUUGCUAGUUUCGCUUCCGCAGCCCCGCGCUUGCGCCAUGGCAGAGAAGUUGCAGCCGCGCGCCUUGCGGCUCUCGCCUCCCGGCUUGGGCUUAGCCGAGGGGCGCGGGGAGCGAGGGGCCGUCAGGAUGUCGGGGGACAUGGAUGAAGAAGACGAGGCCUUCCAGCUUCCGACGGGAGGCGUUGCUUGUGAGGAUGAGGACAUGGAUGAAGAAGACGAGGCCUUCCAGCUUCCGACGGGAGGCGUUGCUUGUGAGGAUGAGGACAUGGAUGAAGAAGACGAGGCCUUCCAGCUUCCGACGGGAGGGACCAGGCUGGCCUCUCUCUUUGGACAGGAUCAGACAACUACAGAAUCUGGAAAUGUGCUCUUCCAAUACAUGCCACCCAAGCAGCCUAAAAAAGGUCAACUAGCUACCGCUGCAGGUCUGCCCACCCAGAAGCAUCCUCCUGCAGCUGCUGCUGCUGCUGCUGCUGCACCCACUGCUGUGCCCGCUGCUGCUGCUGCUCCUGCGCCCACUGCAGCAGUGCAUUCAGUCUUCUUUGCUACAGUUGUUCAUGCAUAUUUGUUUACCAAUGGGAAAUAUGUGAAACAUGGCAAGUAUGGAGCAGCUGUAGUGGGCAGCAAUGCAACCAAGGAGUACAAAGUGCUUCUUUAUAUCAGCAAGCAGCAGCAGAUUGCGACCGCCAGCAUCCAUGCCUGUUUUGUAUUCACGGUGCAUCCCAACAACUACUGCACAUUUUAUGAUGAUCAGAGGCAGAUUUGGUCCAUCAUGUUUGAAUCAGAAAUGGCGGCUGUGGACUUCAGCAAGCAGCUGUGCAUUGCCAAGUAUAACAGCAGCCAAUCUCCUGACUCAGUGCUGUGCCAGGAUCUUGUUCUCGGAGAUGGCCAAGGUGUGGCGACUGGAGAUGUCCUGGAGAUCACUUUUACAGGCUGGCUGUUCCAGAACGGUAGUCUUGGGCAGGUUUUCGCCUCGAAUGUAAAUAAAGAGAAGCUGCUCCGUCUGAAGCUAGGCUCUGGCAAAGUCAUCAAGGCCUGGGAAGAUGGAAUGAUUGGCAUGAAGAGAGGAGGCAGGCGGUUCCUCCUCAUCCCGCCAGCAUUGGCUUACAGGCCUUUGGCAGAAUCUGAACGCAUUCCUCCAGACUCGACCCUGGCCUUUGAGGUGGAAGUCAAACGGGUGUGGUUUGCAAAGGGUGCUGACUCCGCCGGACAGAGCCUGGGCCCCAAGGACUCCCUCACACCUUCACCAGCACCACAAUCAGAAAGCCCCGCUACAGACCCAGCCUGGCUGACUCCUCCUACACCUGCUCCAAAGCCAGGCUAUGUGGAGCAGAGCAACCUGAUAUUUGAGCAGAGCGAUAGCUCACUCCAGAGCACCAUGGAGCACACCCAGGCAAGGGUCCUACAUGCUGAACAGGAGAAGCACAUGCCGCCACUGGAUCAGGGGUGGGACCAGGUCAGGGUCACCGAGGAGCUAGCGGAAGCCACAGCACAGAUCACCCAGCUGCAGCUGGAGCUGGCCCGUCAUCAGAAGCAGGAGAUGAAUCUCCGCUCCCAACUGAAUGAAGCCCUGGCAGAGUCGGAGAGGCAGAAAGCCCAGGUCAGCCGACUCCGUGCACAGCUGGCAGAACAUGAGAAGUUGUCUGACUUGAAACACAGAUACCAGGAGGUGAACCUGAUUGCGAUGCAGUUGGAGGAGAAGGUGGCAGGCCUGGACGUAGAGCUGGCUUAUCACCGCGUUGAAAUUGAAAAUCUGGAUAAGAAGAUCAUCAACGAGGUCUUCCAGUCCCUGCGGGGCCAGUUCAACUUAGAGGAGUCCUAUACUGGCCAGGAGGUCCUGGGUAUCGUCCUGAACGCCAUCAAGACAACAACUCUGCAGCUGCUGGAGAGUCAGGAGGAGCAAAGGGGGAGCAGCAGCACCGAGGAGGAAGGACCUGCGGAAAGGAAGCAGCCAAGUGCCGCACCCCUUUAUGGGGAUCCCCACAGCAACUCUCUCCGAGAACCAGCACCAGUGGCAUCCCCCGCUCCUUUGGCUAAUCUGAAGGAAAGCUCAAGCAGUCCUCCAUCCACCGCUCUUGAAGGAGCCCAAGACAGUCUGCUUUUUGCAGCUCCUGAGGCUCAUUCUUCGGAAGCACCGGUUGAACAAACUUGUGCAGCCUCUGCUCAAACUGCAAGGCCGCCUCUCAGGCUCUCCGCCAGUAUUGAGAAGGAGAGGCCAAGCACUCAGGGUGAAAUGGACACAAAAGACACUGCCAUUCUGGCACCUCCAAAUCCAGCGGCGGAUGAGACGGCACCUCCAAUGGAGGGGCCCACAACGGGUCCAGAGGGCAAGGAGCAGAGUGGGGCAAGUCAGCACACCGCUGGCCCCACCUCUCAAGCUGCUGUAGCCGACAAGCAGCAGGACUUGGCUGGAGCCUCACAGCCAAGACCAGCGUCCAGCCCCAUGGAAGCGGAUUCCAGGUCUGUGCCAGGGCGGGAGGGGGACGGGAACUGUACCUAUGAUGGGUCUUAUGGUACUCAGUGCCUUGUGUUCUGAUCUGGGGCUGAUCUGGAUGGAGAUGGGGUUUUUCUGUGAGCCUCCCCAGAUUGCUCAUUUGGGCUGAGGUUGUCUUGACUUGUGGUUUUUGAGGCUGCUGGCAGGAAGAGGGGUGACACACUCUAUCUCUCUCGGUAGCAAAUGUCAAUUUGGGACUUUGUCUGGCUUCAAAGAACUGACUAUUUAAUUCACCACUGCCGAACACACCUUUUGACCCAGCUGCUGCUGGGAGUAGCGAUGGGUAUCACCUUGAACAGCUCCUCUCUGUGGAAACCAAACUUAACCUAUUGCCAUAGCUCACCUCCAGUUUUGAACCUUGGCAAAACCGGAUCUUGAAAAUAAUAAUAAAGUGCAAUUAAAAUAAA
Molecule: messenger RNA, 3037 nt
Organism: Podarcis muralis (Common wall lizard)
Lineage: Eukaryota; Metazoa; Chordata; Lepidosauria; Squamata; Lacertidae
Source: RefSeq, a predicted model, not a curated record